AUGGCAUGCCACGUGGGUGUGCAUGCCUUGCUGAAGCGUUCUCCCAUCGGGGUGAUGAUGAACCUGGGCCCUUCCAACUACCCCUUCAACGAGACGUAUGCCACACUAAUCCCAGCCAUCCUCAUGGGCGAUUCUGUGGUGAUGAAGGUUCCGAACACUGGUGGCCUUGCGCAUUUCCUCACCAUGGAGGCCUAUGCCGAGUGCUUCCCAGCAGGCGUCGUGAAUUUUGUCUCUGGCCGGGGACGCGACACCAUGCCUCCGUGCAUGGAGACAGGGCUGGUGGACGUCUUCGCAUUCAUCGGCUCAUCGAAGGCAGCCGAUGCCUUGGUAAAGGCCCAUCCGCAGCCACAUCGUUUGAAGAACCUGCUGUCCUUGGAUGCGAAGAACCUGGCCAUUGUGAUGCCGGAUGCCGACUUGGACGUGGCAGUGAAGGAGUGCGUGGCUGGUAGCACCUCGUACAACGGCCAGCGCUGCACCGCCAUCAAGCUCAUUAUGGUGCACAAGAGCAUCGCCGAGAAGUUCAACGAAAAGUUCUGCGCCGCCAUCUCUGGAUUGUCUGCAGGCCUGCCCUUUGGCAAGUGCAACAUCACACCCUUGGCGUCGAGCUCCACNNCUAAACGAGGGUGGCGCGCACUUGGAUCGAUCGCUGUUCUUCCCUGCCGUGGUGUAUCCCGUGACACAUGA
Messenger RNA from Symbiodinium necroappetens, 684 nucleotides. Lineage: Eukaryota; Dinophyceae; Suessiales; Symbiodiniaceae. The record is from the annotation of a GenBank genome assembly.